AGAGCUACCUCCGGUGUCUGGACCUAAUAAUUUUCGGGAAAGUUGAAUCAGAGGUUGGUCAUGGCCUAUUGAAGGAAUAUUACAUUGUAAGCAAUGCAUCGAGGAUUGCCUGGGGAGGUUAUUGUUAAGCAAGCCUUGCAACCCUAAUGGGGUUUGAAGGAUAGAUCGGAAGAGAAGAGGAUCUCCCUCUGUCUGUGUGUGUGUGUUUGUGUGUGUGCCAGAAACUACAUUUCUCUCUAAUGCAAAGCCUGUUUGGCUAGAUCUUGUUAGGCGAAGGGGCUGAACAAUGGGGAUCUGGUCGUAUGGUUAAUUACAUGCAUAGGUACAUAACGCUUAAUUAUUCCCAAUUACAUUUUCAAAGCCUAGAAGUUCUUAUUUGCAUCCAUUGAUAGAGACGAUGCCAACUCUGCCAUUGCAAAUAAAAUUAUACAGUGUACACACACUGUGUGCACUCUUGGGUCCGGACUCCGCACAGAAUAAUUUCUCCGUUAAGGGACGAUGCCACCUAACGAUGAACUUUUCCUGUUCUCGUUCUUCAAGACACCGAGGAUGGCGGGGGAGGGGAGGGGCGUUGCUUCUCACUUGUCCGGCAACCCGGUUACACUUAUUAUUCCGAUGAGAGUUUAUUUUCUUGCUGCCUCCCUUGUUUAUUUGCUGGAUUUGAAAAGCAUUUUGGGUCUCUCUCUCUCUCUCUCUCUCUCUCUCUCUCUCUGAGACUUGUUCCGUGCUCUUGGAGUUUCUUGGUAACCACUAACCCUAAAUUAUGGGCUGUUUGGUUGCAAGUAGGAUUUAGUAAAUCCUGGAGAAAUUAAGGGGCUGUUUGGCAGCAGGAUUUAUGCUGAUUUGAGAAGAACGUAAAUCCCACGGUAAAAUAAAUCCGCCGUUUUCAUAUUUUUGCCUUAAAUUACGGAUUAAAUCCGGGAGUUCGGCGGAUUUACGGGAUUUGGCCGAAGAAGCGCGCGAAAGGGAGAAGGAUGGUUAUCUUCGCAUCGAGCGAGCUCCCGUCGCUACUUCCGAUCCAACAACAAGAACAUUGUCGAGCUUUUCGUGACUUCCGAUCCGACACGAAGGGAACGUCGUCGAAUGGGGUGAAGAAGUUUUUUUAGCGACUCGUUCAAAACUCUACGGGAUGCGAAGCAGGCGAAGUCGAACAGCCAUGAAGAAAUGGAGAAGUUGAAAAGCAAACCCUAGUUGAACAGCAAUGAAGCUAGGAUUUCGAAUGGGAAUGUUAAUUCAUUUAGGGAUCCUAAGUCAGAGCAUGUAAGUAGUAGCGGACAUUGACCUUAAGGUUUAUAUAGGUCUCAGUUGGUUAGGAGGGUUAUGCCUAGAUUAGGAUGACUUGAUGGUUUGAAGGUGGUGGAAGGUAUAAAGAUUUGUUUGGGAACAAUGAGUCUUUAAAUAGCCCCGAGCGUUAGUGGCUACAAGUUCAUCUGUUUCUUAUGGAAACCACAAAAUCAAGCGAAUAUUAAAAGCCCUGAAUGCUCGCAGAGGACAUGCGGAUUGUGCUAAUGCAUACACUGAAUGGUAUCGAUUAGUAUGCAUAAGAUAUAUAAUUGUUUAUUUGUAAUAGCAUUCUUUUGAUUUUUUGUUUGGUUUAUCAUAUUUGGAGAGCGCAAUUCUAGAAGAUAUGGGAAUCAUAUUAGUAGCUUUUUACCUUGCUUUGGAAUGUCAAACGUGCUGCGAAUAUCAAACUGUCUAAAUGGAAAGAAUGGGGUAUUGUACAAAACUUCUUAAGAUAAGGGUGGUUGGCUUUUAUCUGCUUCUGCAUUGGGUUCCUACAGCUUAUCUCUGCUGGUUUUUUGAUCUGGACAAUGAUGAUCUGUCAUCUUUUGGCCCUUUUAUUGUCGCCCUGGUUGGUCUCUGCCUUCUUGCUCAGGCAACCGGGUGUUCUUUUUCUGGCCUGGUUCAGAUCUUUAACCGAGUUUCUUGGAUUCUGACCGAGUUCAGAUGGGUCCUCUUCUUCCUACCACUCAUAUAUUUCAUAUGACACUCAUAUUUCCUUUCUACCACUCAUAUAUUUCAUUUCUACCACUCAUAUUUGAUAUAAAAAUGAACUAUGAGUGAUACGUAUGUAAUAUUAAAGUUUUAGAUGUUAAAUAUGCAAAUAGAAUAGUAUAGAGUGGUAUGUAUGUAAAUCUCCCUAGUUUUUAAUGAUGCCCCCCCUCCCCCCUCUAAAAAAAAAACACCCAAAAGGAUGACCGGAAUUUGCCUGUGAUUUAUAUGAAAACCCAAUCCUUCUUCUUGCCCGUAUUGUUUAUUACUCGUUAUGCUUGUGGCUUAUGACACCAUAAGUGUAAGGGUUCUGUUAAAAAGCUUUAAAUAUGAAAUAUCUGUUGGUCCUCCACCCCCUCUUUGAAUUUGUGUGGAGAAUUUUUUUUCUUAAUGAAGGAGAAAGAGGGGGAUGAGCAAAGAUUAAUGUACUGUUUGAGGAGCAGUUUUUAUUUUUUUUGAAAUGUUGAAGUAUAGAAGAGAUGUAAUAAUGCAAUGAAUUUUAAGAUUUCUAUCAAUUAAAGUUACUAACACCUGCAAAUUAAUUAUUGCUUAUAUUCACCGAACUUUUUAGUUUUCUUCUUUCGGAAGGAUAGUAUUAUAGUGUUGUAGGAAUAGAAGCGUAGGGCAGUAAAAGUAGCCUGGAUACAACGUAAACAGUUAGUUUUCUUCUAUUUCUCUGUUUCUUGACCCUUGCACUGGUGAUUGUUCUAUGUGGGAAUGCUUGGGGCCAAGCUGUGAUGUUAUUAUGGACAAACUUUUCUCUGUUAAGCUUUGGUCGAUAAGUCAUGGUGGUUACUGGAGGCUUCCGGGUUUUCUUAUUGCUUCUAAUGUUUUCUGUUAUUAAUCUAAAUCCUUCUAUGCGGGUUGACAGGAUUUUAUGGAAUAUGGAGAAAUCUUGCUCCAGUUCCUAGGCUAUUCAGGCAAUUUUUUGGUUGUAUAACGUGGAUUGGUCUCAAUAUUUAAGGUGGAAAGCAAAGCCCUACACGGGAUCUUGGUUGGGUAUCCAUUGUGUACCCUUGCUCUGCAUGGGCAUGCUUCAUCCACGCCCACCCAUGAUUACUUUCGGGAUGCCAUACCCACCCACUUUCCAUGCUUUUUGAGUGCAUUUCGCCACGAACUGAUGGCCUUAAGGCUUGUGCUAUGACUUCAAACUUUGAAGCCGCAUAUCAGAAUUUACAGUGGUCGCAGUGUAGUUCGGUGCUGCGCAUUGCAUAGUGAGGAUUGCGUGUAAUAUAUGGCAUACGAUUUCGUUGGAAUUUACGUGCCCUGCAAAAAACCUGUUGCCUGAUUGGAGUUUCUUUCUUCUUGAACUGAUCUUGAAGCAGGUUCUCGGGCUUCAAACAUUCUAAAUCACAAAUAUGUUUCUGGAUUCUGAACCUGUUUUUCCACACUCGACUCUGGGUUGCUCUCUCUUCUCAUGAUCAUUCUGUUUAUGCUUCACGUACUGCUGGACGCUGUGGAUAUUUGGGGCUUUGAUGAGUGAUGAUUCAUGCUAAACCAGGCCUAACAGCCGUGUUAGUGCCAUUGUGAACGUAUAUUGCCAUUUAAUGGAUGCUCCACUCUACUGGCAAUUGUGGAUGAAGCAUUAAAGCAUCUCUCUUUCCCUAUCCCAUCCUACAUCCAGGUUUUUGUGUUUUUUCCGGGGGUUUUCUUUAGUCUUUUGGUUUUAGCUAUUUGGAUUCGUUGUUUGUAAUUUGUACCUUUUUUGCUAACCCAAGUAUACUUUUUGAUUUUUGAUUUUUAUUUUUUAGUAUAUUGAACGUAUAUAUUGGGGACAUUUAGGCCUAUUAAUCACAGCAAGAUUUGUGCCUAAUCCUGCCAAUUUUUAUGAUGCAAUCAACAAUGAACAUUGUAUUGACUCAAAUUUGAGCAGUCCUUGGAUUUAUUUUGUUGAGAUGCACCAUGUGACUAUAUGCAUGCAAUAUUUGGAGAUUAUUAGGUUGUUCAAGUGCUUUCUUAUCCCUUUUUGGCUUCCUCUUUUAUUAGAGAUUCAUAACGGAUGGUUGCAGCGACCUUUCUUUCGUCUCCAAUUCUCUGGAUAUCCUUUCCGCUCAUAUGCCUGAUGUCUUAUGGGAUGAAGUUAUUGUUCGAGUAAGUUUCAUAUCUUCUUCAAUUUUUAAGAUGAGGUUUUGUUUUUUUUUAAUGAGUAUUGGAGGAAUAAUUUUAGAUCAAUUUUAUUUAGGGGCUAUUUAUUUGGUUGGAAGUAAAAUCUAUGUAAAGUAUUUCAAAUGUAGGGGUUUUGAAAGUAUUGGUUUUUGGUUGGACGAAAAAUGAUUUCAAGGUAAAUAUAGUGUAAACCUUUUCAUCUCAUUUUUGAGGUAAACUAAAUUCGCCUAGCUUUGGGCAAAAGCUGUUUACAUUGCAUGCAAUCUCAUUUUUUUGCUAGUCACUAUCACUGUCUCUUGCCGGCUGCCAUCACACAUCGUUGCUACAAUCACCUUUGCCACCCUCCGCCGUCACCUAUUGGCCACAAUGUUCGCCGGCCCUUGCCUUAUACAAUUCACCACCUUCACUGGCCGCCGCUGGUCAUUGGUCACCACCGCCACUACUGUCACCACCUGCGAGCUACCAACAUCUUUGGACUGUACACUAUAUUUAUUUUAUUUCAAAUCAAAUACAAAAUAUUAUCUAUAUUUAUUUUAGAUUCAUCCAAACAACUUCAAAUUAUUAUUUUUUUUCUUUUACGAUGCAUUCUGUUUUAGCCAAGAGAUUAUAUAUGAUGAAUGUAAUAUUUUAGAGUUAAAUUAGUAUUAUUCAAGGGAUUGUUUUGAAAUUUAACCCUAUUUUAAUAAUUGAUGCUGAUGUUUUGGCUCAGCAGCAUCUUAUGCCUUAGAUUAGAGGUUGUUUCCAAUAGAUCAUAGAAUAAAUAACUCUGUGAAGCUGUAGGUGAAAAGAAGGGUAAUUUUUCUAUUAUUUGUCAGUUAUUAUGGGGUUAUUGGUUAGCUAAAAAAAGAAUUCAGCGUAAAAGGUAUGCAAUAUAAAAGAAAUAUUGUGUUAUAUAAAUACUUUGGAGUUGUUUGGAUGAAUGUAAAGUAAAUACAGGUGAAUAAAUUUUUUAUUUGGUUUGAAGUAAAAUGAAUGUAGUGUAAAGUUUAAAAAUGGUAGCUUGUGGGCGAUGACAAUGAUGAUGGUGGUGGCCAACGACAAGUGUCGGUGGUCGUUGGUAGCCGGAAGUUGGUGGUCAACUGCCGACAAAGGUGGUGACUGGAGGGUGGCGACGAUGGUAGUGGCUGGCUGUUGGUGGUGGCCGGUGAGUGUCCGCUAAGGGUUCGAUGGCCUGUUGGCAGGUUGCGGCAAUUAAGCAAGCUUGUUUGUGGUGUAAAAUGUUCUCGCUCAAAAUUGGGUUAGUUUGGUUACCCAAAAAAUGAACUAAAAUGAUUUACACUAUAUUUAUUUUUAUUUUUUUACUUUGAUUUCCUUUUUCAUCUAACUAAACAUCAAAAUUAUUAAAAUAUAUUGUAUUUGGAAUACUUUAUACUCUAUAGUAUUCCAGCCAAACAUCCCCUUAACGCUUCAUUUGGUUUGGAUGAAUUAAAAGCAAAUUGCUAAAUAAUAAUAAUUUUACUCAUGAAUAUAAAUAAGCAAAAUUGGAUGCAACGGCAUGCAACGUUUUUUGAAUAAAAUGCAAAGUUAUUUAAUUACUGAUUUGAACAGGUGGAUAUAAUAUAUGUAAAAUCGAGUUUGAAUUGUUCCUUAAUAUUUAAUCAAAAGAAAGUUAUUGAUAAUUAAGAUUAUAUUAAAUUAAUAUAAUUUAUAAUUAAUUAAUUGAAAAUAUAUUUUAUUCAUCUCAAAAUAUCUGAGUGCCAUUGAUCUUAACCAAAUAAGUUCCUGAGCUGUGGCUUCUCAGGCAAACAGUGCAGCCAUAUUAGGGUUCAGAGGUAAGAUUCUGUAUGCAGUACUUUUUUUUUCUCUCUCUAGCGGGAGAAAUUAUUUGGUGCGGAGGCCGGAGGUAACUUUGCGUCCGGACUCCAAUUAAAUUUUGAUACGUGGAUAUUCAAUUAUUUACCUCUCCAGUGAACAUGCAAUAAAAGCAAAGUAAAAGCAUGGCAAAAGAGUAGCGAGUCCGCAAUAAAAGCACAUUGAAUAUGCAGUGAAAGCAAGGUGAAUACGCUGAAAACGCUAUUAAGGAACAGUUGAAUAUCCACAGGUCGAGAUGUAAUUGGAGUCCGGACGCAAAACAACGUCUAAACUCCGCACCAAAUCAUUUCUCCUCUUGCUGAUAGGUUCUGUUAGGUUAUCUGUUUGAUGUAAUUAUGGUGAGUUUUUUUUUUUUAAACUAUCUUUUGUUGUCUUCUGUUGAGGGAGGCGAAGUGAAAUCAUUGGUUGGCCAUGGCAUAUAGAUGUAAUAUUUUCGUAGACUGGAUGCUUGAGGCCUGGGGAAGAUCUACUCAAGCAACCCUUGCAAUCCUGAUAGGGCAUGAAUGACAUUGGAAGAUAAGAGUCUCUCUCUCUCUCUCUGUGUGUGUGUGUGUGUCUGACGCACACAGAAACUGUUACCUCUAAUUAAGAGCCCGUUUGGUUAGAUCUCACCGGGCCAAGGGGUUGAAUUACGAGGAUUUUACUUAUUGACAAUGUUUGUGAUCUACAAAUAUUGUAUGAUUUUUCUUAUGACAAUGUUUAUCAGUUAUUCAGCAUUUUAGCAAUUCUUCCGUUUUGCUUUCCUCCAGUUUUGUUUGAUGCAGCUGUGGUUCAGAUGAGGUCUUCAUUCUUUGUUUGGAAAUUGAUGGCUCUACAAUAACAACAACAACAACAACAACAAUAUCAAGCAGUGGAAUAUAGUUAUGUUAACAGACUAAUUUGGAAGGAUAUAAUAUUUUAAAAUAGUUCAGUUUGUUGUCUCAUUAUCGGAUCUAAGAGGAGAAUGCAAAUAACAUGGCCCUUAGAGCUUUAGAAGGCAUAAACAUCUGUCACAUGCGGUAUUCGUUUGGGGGUGAGAGAGAAGCAAAAUGAAAAAUGAAAAUCGUGCUCGAGGUCAUGAGUCGCGAGAGAGAAGCGAAGGGGAAAACGAACCAUUGAUGCUUUUCAUGUGUCCGAAAAAAAAGGCUGUUGGUUACUUCUUUGUAUUAAUAAAUAAAUUUUAAAAGAAAAAUUACAAAAAAUAGAGUAGGUUUCCUCGUUGGUGAACUUGUUGUUCUGUUCAUCCACUAAAACGAUCAGCUUUAAGCCCAUUUAGGCUUUUUGUUUUAGCUUUAGCCAAAUCCUUUAGAGGAGAUAUCUCGAACUUGUUGACUAAAAUCUCUUUUCAUCAUUCUGUCCGUUCACAAUGGAAAGUCAUUCCUCCCUCUCUUUCAAUAUUUUACCCCAUUAAUCUUUCUCUCUAGGUGGAUUGAAAACUUGAAAUGGAAAAAGCCUGUAAUAAAUAAAAUGAAAGCUGACAAGGAGUUGUACCAAAAUGGAUGCUUAAGUUUUAUAUGUGGGCUUAUGCCAUUGUGCUAAGUAAGUAAAAUUUUUUUAGGGGGGCAUGUGGAUUUGAAAACCAUAUGGGUCUCUCUCUCUCUCUCUAAAGUUUUCAAACUUAUGUUUUGAAGGGUAUUCUAUGGGUGCGGCAUGAGACUUGCUCUAGUGUUAUUUUUGAAGUUUCUCGGGAACAUUUAGGGUCUGUUUGGCUAGGGAAAUUUGACUUUAUAUGCCUCAUAAUACACAAUUGAUUAGAAUUGGAGAUAUGUGUUAGAAAGUCUAUUUUGGAUUAAAUUACUCCAAAUAAGGGGUAAUUUCUUGUAUAAGCGGACUCAUUGAACUCUUAAGCCAUUUAUACAUGAUUUUAAUGAAUGGUUGAAGAAAUCUUAGCUAAAUAUUGACUAUAUCUUAAAUUUUUGCUAAAAUGUUUUCGUAAUAAAUCCUGGUACCAAACGCCCCCUAGGUAUGAAGGUAAUGACAGGCAUUAUUUGGCUUGGAGCUAAAGGUGUUUUAAUUUAUAUUUUUAGUAGAACACAAUCUAGAUAAAUACCACAUGGUCAAUAUUUUAUCUUUGGUAUAUGAAAGUUUGAAAAGCAUUUAUCAUAAAUGUUGGCUUUAUGUGCCUCAUAAAUUUGACCCUAGACAUUCAAGUUAAAUAUCUUACUGGGAUGGGAAUAACUUCUUGCAAUACAGCUGUAGUUGGAGAUGAUCCUGUCCCAAUUUGAUGGAGUAUUUGCCAUAAGGUUGGCUUGAUGAUCAUUGAUAAAUUGGUGCAUGUUAUUUCGUUGUCUGGGGAUGAUGAAUAGUGAUUAAUUUAUUGCCUAUAAAUGAAAGGAAGAAAGUGGCAUAUCAAUUAUUUUUGGUCUCCAUAAAUUGGUUGAAUUAAUGUCUGGCUUAUUGAUGCAUCAGGUUUUGUGGUAUCUUAAUAAUACAUACUGCCUCUUUGUCUUAGCGGCAUCUUAUGCUUAUUGCUUUAUACAUUUAUGUAAACAAUUAUACAUUUCACAAUCUUAUCAACUUAUGUAACUGAUGUUCUCAUCAAUAUCUUUAUCUCAAAAUCAUCCAUCAUGCAGAUAAAAUCCUAGGGGUGGCCCCUAAAAGUUCAAGUGGUGACUCCCACCAUGUAGCACUUUGUCUCAUACAGGGCUCAAAAGGUGGUUCUCAUGGCUUAGCAUUUUGUCUUGUAUGACACUUAGUUCUCAUUUUUUUGUUGGUGUAUUGCUAUGUUAUCAUUUAUAAAAGCCCAAACUCUUAACUAUCAAGAUAUUGUUCGCUUUGUUCUAAGGACAUCCCGGUUUUGUCCUUUUUGUGUAACUCCCCAAGAUUUCACCCACCCCAGGAUAUCUCUUUGAUGAACACGCUUAAUUGCGAAGUUUCUUAAUGUAAUUCCAACAAUUACACCAACAUGCGUCUUGAUGGUUAAGAGUUUAGCUUUUUUUUUUAUUUAAGGGGUUUCACACCUAGUGGCAGAUAAGAUUAGACAGUUGUCGUAGAUGGUUUGGUCACAUAAAAUGUUGGCUUUUUGAUGAUUUGGUUAAAAGAGUGGAUGUAUUAUAUCUGACAUAUGUUAAAAAGGAGGAUGUAUAAUUAAAAAGAUGUGGUUAUAAAGUAUUUGAAAAUUUAUUUAUUAUUAGAUUUAAAUGAAAAUUCAACUUUUAAUAUGACACAAUGAAAAAAAAAGGUUUUAGGUGGCCGACCUUGCGUAGUGGGAUAAAGCGUUGUUGUUCUUGUGUUUAUUUUAGAGUGGGCUUGUGAGUCCCUAUGAUGAGCCAAUAAAAUUUUAUUCUCGUUUUCAUGAGGGCUGGGUAAGGAAUUGUUCACGCCCAUCCAAGCAUACCCUAAGCGAUUUGAUGUGGCAUUUGUGAUGUCAGCUAAGCUUGAGUUGGCCUGAUAAACAUUUCUCUAAAAGAAAAAUGGGCAGCUGAAAGAAUUUGGUGUAUUUGUCCAUUGAUUUUUGUUGGGAUCAUACAAAUUUCCUUAUGAUCUAACGUAAGUUUUGAUGAGCCAUGACAAAUUGAGUCAAGAGAGGUCUGUACUUUGAAAUAUUGUGUUGAGUUUGUAGUGUUUGAGCCAUGACAAAUUGAGUCAACAGAGGUCUGAACUCGAUCAACAAGGUAAAACGAUUCAACAUGGAUCAGAUCGGUGCUCACACAUCUUACAAGGUUUCUCUUCUCUCUUUUUCUCUUUUGUUAAAAGAAUAAUCAUUCUGUUUCUCUCUCAGGACAAAUUAUCAGGCGGGAACAAUAAGUACCUCUACGGGGAAGCCAAUGGUGGCUCAAAAGCUCUCUAAGGGCCCGUUGGUUUGGUCUUCAUUAGAUGCCGAGGAUGGCAGGAGAGGAGAGGGGCGAUGCUUUUAACUUCUCCGGCAACCAGAAAAUUGCAACUUAUGCUUGUUACGGUGAUAUUGUGUGGUGCGGCUUGAGACUUGUUCCACACUCUAGGGUCUGUUUGGAUGCAGGAUUUAGGCCGAGUUUGACGGAAAAUUCCCUCUUUUGGUGGUAAAUCCCGGAUUUACGAAAUCCUUGGUUCUGCUGAUUUAUGGGAUUUGGCCGAAGAAGCGUGCAAAAGGGGGAAAGUUACCUUUACAGCAAUCGAGCUCCCGUUGUUGCUUCUGAUAAAAAAAAAGUCAUAACUUCCAAUCCAACAUGAAGGGAACGUCGUCGAAGGAGCCAAGUCGAAUAGCAACGUAGAACUUGUGCUAAACUCUACCCUCAACAACAUCGUCAAAAUGUUGUGGCUUCCGAUUCGACAUGAAGGGAAGGUCACCGAAUGAUGCAAAGAAGUUUUUUAGCGACUCGUUCAAAAGUCUAUGCGAUGCGAAGUCCAGCAGCCAUGAAUAAAUGAAGAAGACGAAAAGCGAACCCUAGUUGAACAGCAAUGAAAUCAAGUUGCAUCGGGCCAGAAUGCCAAAUUACCUCAUUGCUAACGAAUGAGAAUACUUCCAACAGCUCGUUGUAACGUGGGAGCAAUGAAGUCAAUCAACAACGAAGGUAGGAUUUCCAAAUGGAAUGUAAAUUCAUUUUACUUUUUGAGUUUCUGUUCUCUCCCUCCUUUCUUUGAUGGAUUUGAAAACCGUCUGGGUCUCUCUCUCUCUCUCUCUCUCUCUCUCUCAGAAGAUUGCAAACUUAUAUUCUAUGGGUGCAGCAUGAGACUUGCUCUAGGGUUAUUAUUGAAGUUUCUGGGUAACAUUCAGGCACUGUUUGGCUGGGGUUCUUUGACUUUAUGUCUUAUAAUACACAAUUAAAUUGAUUAGAAUUGGAGAAAUAUGAGGGAAAGUUUAUUUUGGAUUAAAUUACUCCAAAUAAGGGAUAAUUUCUUUGUGUAAGUGGACUGCUCAUUGGACUCUUAAGCCAUUAAUACCUGAUUUUAACCAAUGUUUGAAGAAAUUAUCUAAAAAUUGAUUUAAUCUUAAAUUUUAGCUGAAAUGAUUUGGUAAAAUUUAGCAGUUUGAAAAGCAAUUGUCAUACAUAUUUUAUGUGCCUCAUAAAUUUGACCCUAGCCAUCCAAGUUAAGUAUCUUACUGGGAUGGGAAUAACUGCUCCUUGCAAUACAUCUGUAGUUGGAGUUGAUCCUGCCCCAAUCUGAUGGGAGUAUUUGCCAUUAGGGUUUUGGCUUGAUGAUCAUUGGGAAAUCAAUGCAUGUGAUUUCAUUCUCUCUGGGAGUGAGGGAUGACGAUUAAUUUAUUGCCCAACAAAGAAAGGAAGAAAGAGGCAUGUCAAUUCUUUUUGGUCACCUUGAAUUGGUUGAAUUACUCCAGCGGAUGUCUAGCUUAUUGAUAUCUCUGGUUUUGUGUUAUCUUCUUAAUAAUACAUACUUACUGUUUGGAUCAGCGGCAUCUUAUGCUUAUUGCUUUAUACAUUUAUGUAAACCAAUAUAUAUGUAUAGAUCGCAUCUGGAUAUCCAUCAUUGUGAAAUAUGAGCUGCACGGCUGCUUAGGUUUCGAUUGGGACAGUGUUCUUAUUGCUUUGCUUAUUAGACCACAAUCAUAGUUUCUGUUUGGCCAGUAUUUUCAAGAAUGUUUUGUGUUAGGAAGCUGAGCUGCUUUCGACAACAGCUUUAGAAAAGAAUAUUUUUUUCAUAGCAGUUUUACAGCAAAAUUUAUAAAAAACUGCAGCUGUCCAAAUUUUAAUUUUAUUAUUUUGAAGACAAGUAGAUCAUGGCCUAUAACACAAAGGUUUGUCUAGAUAAAGCAGAGAACAAAUUUUGUUGUGAGCUAAGCUUGAGUUGGCCUCUGAAACGUUUUUCCAAAAGAAAUGGUGAGCCAUUGGGAAAACUUCAGUUAUUUGCUGCUUUACAUUAAGCUUUAUUAAAAUUUUAUAACCUUCUCAAACAGAUUAAGAAUCUCUUCAAUUUAGUUUUCUUUACUUGAUUGGCAGGCUAAGGUAAAAGGCCUCAACCAAAUAGAGAGAAUGAUUUCAUGCUAUUUUUUUGGGUUUAAAUCUCAAAAAAGCCUUCUGACUAUUCGUUUAUGAUCAUUGUGGUCACAUAAUAAAAAUGCCUUAGAAAUUUCUGUUCUUGUUCAUUUUAAUUUCCUAAUCCAAUUUCAUUGAAGCAAAUACAGAAGAAUUUCUGUUCUCUUCACCAUCUUUAAAAUUCCUGGCAUGCAUUUUUAAAAUAAAUUUCUUUCUAAUGGAUAUUCCAUAUUUUGUGCUUUCCUGUAUAAUGGCUAAGGGCUUUCGUAUGGACAAUGAUAUUUGAAGGCAACCUGUGCAACUAUCAGCGGGGUUCUGAGGCUUCUAAUCGUGGUCAUUUGCUUUGUGAGUGGUAGUGGCUGAAAGGUGUUUGAGAAGGAUGUCCAGCGGAGAAAUCAGGAAGGUCUCUCGUCAAGACAUACAACUGGUAGGUCAGACGACACAUGCCUCUUCUUGGGAAUCUAUGUGGCUUAUCAAGGUACAGAAUCUAAUUGAACGCUGUCUUCAGCUAUAUAUGAACCAGAAAGAAGUGGUGGAUACUCUCUUAUACCAGGCAAAGAUAGAGCCUGGUUUUACUGAACUUGUUUGGCAGAAACUUGAAGAGGAGAAUAGAGACUUUUUUAAGGCGUAUCAUGUUAGAUUGAUGCUUAAAAAUCAAAUAUUGGUAUUCAAUAAGCUUCUUGAGAAACAAGUGGAGCUUAUGAACAAAGUUUGUUCCCCAGGGGUUGUUUCAGUGCCUAUGUCUCAUGGUUCAUGUUCUUCUACAUUGAACCAGAACCCUUCAUGCUAUUUAUCCGAAAAUGCAUCUACUUCAAGGCCUGAUGGUUUACUGCCCAAUGGAGGAUCUUCUUCUGCAAUCAUCAGUGGUGGUCCUGCAGGAAAUCAGAAUGUCCAACUUGGCAAUGUUCCAUCAAAUUUUAGUGGGAGGUUGGAAGUUCCGGCAAGCAUGUUAUCUUCAAAGAACUCACUAAUGGGAAGAAAUCACAUGAUGAAUGGUACAACAAUCAAGACAGAGCCUAGCUAUACAACCAAUUCUGAGUUUGCGUUUACUGGUAGCAGUUUCUUGGAGACUCAGCCCACACUUGAUCCACUUGGUGCAUCCUUCAGUGGUCCUGAGUUGACUGCUCAAGCACUGAACGAACCACUUCAGGAUAUCGAUUCAUCUCCUUAUGGCUUUUUAAGUCAUAUUCCUCGAAACUUCAGUUUUUCAGAUUUAACAGAUGGCUUUGCUCAGAGUGCCGUUAUACUGGAAAGUUAUGAUAGGUCACCUUUUCUUGCACCUGAAGCAAACAACUUUACAGGAUCUCCUGGAGUAGAAUGCAAUG
Molecule: messenger RNA, 13126 nt
Organism: Dendrobium catenatum
Lineage: Eukaryota; Viridiplantae; Streptophyta; Magnoliopsida; Asparagales; Orchidaceae
Source: RefSeq, a predicted model, not a curated record